This is a messenger RNA of Brassica oleracea var. oleracea, 382 nucleotides long. RefSeq lists its product as uncharacterized. The transcript has a single exon. Lineage: Eukaryota; Viridiplantae; Streptophyta; Magnoliopsida; Brassicales; Brassicaceae. The record is from RefSeq and is a predicted model, not a curated record. Bases 31 to 333 code for a protein of 100 amino acids.
UAUUUUUCACAUAGAAACAGAGAGUUUUAAAUGGAGGGGUUGAUUCCAUAUCUGAUUCAUGCUAUCAAGAAAGACCAUAAGCCACAAGAUCAGGGGUAUCGGUCGUUGUCUGUAGGAUCUAGCCGAGGCUACCGACCAUUAAUGAUGGGACAAGAAGGUUCUUCUUCAUUUCAGGGAUCUUCUCACCGUCGAACAAGAUCAGAGUACAAGCCACCUGUGAUAAUGGAUAUGUUUGAUCAGACAUCAUCAUCAGGUUUUGGUCAAGAUUCUGUGAAUGAAGAUUCUUCUUCUCAGGAUAUAGCAACAAAGCUUCAGCAUGCAGAUAGACGAUGAGCUUCUGUCAGAAAGAAAAAACAGUUUUAUAAUCUGAAAUCAAAUUGUA